AUGGCAGAUUCAAUGUCUUACCACAGAUCAAAAAUGUCGCCUGCUCGUAUCGUGGAUGACUCUCAAAAGGUUGGAGGAAGAGGUGUGAGAAGAGAAUCUUCCACUGCUACUCUUUUGACUCGGGAACAGCAACUUAAAGAAGAGAUUGCAAGACUACGAAGAGAAGAGCAGGAGCUGAGAGAGAAGGAUCAUUGGGUCAAGCAAAACAUUGUUGCUGUCAGAGAAAAGAUGGCAGCCGAAAGAAGACCUUAUUAG
This is a messenger RNA of Mucor velutinosus, 255 nucleotides long. RefSeq lists its product as uncharacterized. NCBI's taxonomy places the organism in Eukaryota, Fungi, Mucoromycota, Mucoromycetes, Mucorales, Mucoraceae. The coding region runs from base 1 to 255 and encodes 84 amino acids. The record is from RefSeq and is a predicted model, not a curated record. The transcript has a single exon.